GGGAGUGUAAGAAGGCGAUGAGUGUGAAUGAAGCACGCGGUGGUCGCUGGGGCUCCAGCCCCGUCUUCAGGAAACCUGUCGCUGCUCCUCUGAGAGCCGUGCAGGAAAGGAGGUGGGUCUUUGAUCCCUUUGUUGUAGCUGCUCCCUGGGAAUUUGCUGAAAUCAAUGCCCUGUUUUCCUGAAGAAAUGAAUGGCUAUGCCUAACUAGCUUUGUGAAGCUCUGGGGAAUUCACUCCCUCUGUUUAUUGACAGCUGAAAAGGAGCACAUGGUGCUGAAUGGGUCCUCUUGUGAAAACAAAACAGAGCAGAUCUAGACUUAGUUGAACGCAGGGGCAUUUGGAAAACUCUGCUGAAGGAAGAUGGCAUGUUUCCUGCCACCUUGCACUAGCACAGUGUGACUUCUUAAUAAAAGUGCAAUUUAAAAUAAGGGUGUGAGGAUUGCGGUAAAAGCCUUAUAGGAGAAUGCAAACUCCAUGGACCACUCAUCAGGGCUAAAGACAGGAUUAUUCCUAGCCGAGCCCGUCUCACCCUACCUCACUACCUUACUUUGCGAGUGUUGGAGCUGCGAGCUGGUAACCAGCAGAUUCUUGGAGUAUUUGCAAAGAAAGUAAUACAGAAGAGAACACAAUUUGGUCCUUACGUUGGUCAGCUGUCUACAAAAUUGACCUGCUACGAUGAGAGUAGGCUAGUUCUGCAGGUAUUGAAAGAUGGAGGGAAGUACUUUCUGGACACUCCCAAUGAAGACUGUGGAAACUGGAUGAUGUUUGUCCGGCUAGCCCGGAACCAAGAAGAACAGACCCUUGUGGCUUAUCAGCACUGUGGAGAAGUCUACUUUACCACUGUUAAGCCAAUUGAGCCCCACACGGAAUUGAAAGUAUGGUACGCUGCCGAUUAUGCCAAAUUUAUGGAAACUUCUGCAGUCUUCAUUAAAGAAGAAUCUGAUGUCAGUCCUUUGCCUGUAGUAGCAAAAGAGCCUGUAGACCCUUGGAUAUGCUCCAGCUGUAGAAGUACUUUUGCAACUUUUGCUCUGCUGGAAUCUCACCAGUGCAUCAAUAAAGACCGUGUCCUUACCACCAGGCUCAGACCACCAAAUAAAUUAGGAUCCUUAAAAGCAAAAAGCAAAUUCAAAGGGAAACUGAGAGGAUCGGCAUUAGGCAAAAGCAUUGCUCAGUGCUAUGGGACCAUUUCCUGUUCCUCUGCUGCGAAGCUUAGCUGUGCCAGCUCAGGAAACACUUGUGAUGCUCUUGUGAGGUUUAUACCUAAAUGGAGAAAUGGCCGGCCUUCACUGUUGAAGGGAAGAGAAGUGAAGCAGCCAGACAGUUACCCUUGCCGACUCUGUGGGAAGAUAUUUGAGUCCAUUGAAAAGCUCACAGUCCACACUUACGUGCACAAAGCGGAGCGCCCCUACAAGUGUUCACAGCACGGAUGCACAAAAGCCUUCAUUUCCAAAUAUAAACUGCUCAGGCACUCAGCCACUCAUUCUCCACAGAAAUCUCACCAGUGUGGCUACUGUGAAAAGACAUUUCAUAGGAAAGACCAUCUAAAGAAUCACCUUCAGACUCAUGACCCAAACAAGAUGGCCUUCAAAUGUGAAGAGUGUGGCAAGAACUACAACACCAAGCUAGGUUAUAAGAGACACUUGGCUCUUCAUUCAGCCGCCAGUGGGGACCUUACCUGUAGGGUAUGUGCUCAGGAGUUCGGUGGCACUGAAAUUUUGCUGGAACACCUUAAAAGUCAUGCAGGGAAACCAACUGGCAAUACCAAGGAAAAGAAACAUAAGUGUGACCAUUGUGAGCGUCACUUCUAUACCCGUAAAGAUGUGCGGCGUCACAUGGUGGUUCACACGGGUUGCAAAGACUUUCUAUGCCAGUUUUGUGCCCAAAGGUUUGGGCGGAAGGACCACUUGACUCGCCAUACGAGGAAGACUCAUCCACAAGAACUGCUCAAGAGCAGGUUGCAGAAUGGUGACUCGGUAGGGCUCCUUGACCAGCUUUUUCCAUUCAGACUGAAGGAAGAUGCCAGCAUAUUGUCCCCUUUUCCUGAAAGGGUCUCGGGGCAGAAUGGAAUUUUGAAUAAUUCAGAACCAAAGGAAUACAACUGUUCACAUCUUCAUCCCCAGCCAAGCUUACAAACCGCUCUUCCUAUUGAACCUUCUCCUCUUUUGCAAAGAAUGGGCUGUGCAGAUAGCCUUGCAGCUGUCCCUCCCACACCAUGCUCAACAGCCAUCCCUGCCAACCUGAACCUUCAUCAGUCUAAUAAAUAUGACCUUAGCUCUACCUCAUUUGCAGCAGGCUCCCUCAAGAAUCUUCCGAUCAAAGUGGAUGUUAAAGGUUACAACGUCCAUCUUCUGGAGGACCUGCCAUUACCAGAACCUCAAUCUCUCCACAAAAUCAGUCUGGAAGAAGCUUCCUCAGGGCCUGUAGGUGAUACUAACAAGUACCCAGUGCACAAGGAGAUAGAGACAGCAGCUGAAACUACCAGCAUGCCUUUCAUGGAUCUCACUCAUGUGAUGAGUUUCUGGCAACUCCCACAAAGUGACAACCAGAGCACUACUGGGGAUAUCACAAUGGCAUUUGGUCCAGAGGAACCGUCACAUAGGCUGAAUGGCCUCAGCCAACAGCAAGGUCUACAGCUAGCAACUGGUGGCAUGGCCAUAAACCAGCUGCAUCAUCUUCCUCGCUCCUUUCCAUCCACUACAAAUUCUGUAACAUUGCCUCAUUUUCAUCAUGCCUUCAAAUAACUAUGCUUUUUUUUUUUUUUUUUUAAAGAAAAAGACUGUGCUUCUUACUUAAAUCUAUUAGGAAGGUUAUUUUUUGUUUUUCCUCUUUUCUGUUUCAAGAAGAACUCCCAAUUUUUUUUUUUAAACAAGUUAUGGACAUGGUAGUUCAAUUCAGAAUGUUAAUAAACAAGAAGCUCUAUUUUUCAUACUAUAUUAUUAAUUUUUAGCAUAUGACAAUAGUAGGACUAACAUACUUCCCUCAGUACCCUCGGUAUUCUUGUUUCUUACCUUUUAAACAAACAGCUUAAUGUCUUCAACAAGCCUCGUAAUAGGCACAAUGAAACUAUGGCUGCACAGCAGGAAAAAUAGGGUUAGGGUGAAUCAGAAGAAGGGGAAAAGAACAGAAGAAUAAUUCUAGUGAGCCAUAAAUCACAAGAAAUGUAUACACAUGACAAACUUAAAGUGAACAAUUUAUCAGUGUGAUAGAGAUUUCUUCUAAGCAUUUACUUAAUUACCAAAUUUUAUGAAUCUUGGAAUCAUUUUGAUUUAAAGAAUAAAUCUUCUCAUUUCACUCUUUUAAAACAAAGAAAAUCACUGUUGUGAUUACAUCUAAGUAGACUUCUUUAUUUUCUUCUGAAGUGCACUUUGGCUAUGUGCAUCUCCUGCAUUUUUCCAAGGGCUGGGAAUAACUACCAAUGCUGCAUGACUACACCAAAGCAGACUUCUUGUAUAGGUGUAGUUUUCAGAAUGGGAAGUGGAUUGUCUCAAAAAUUGGAGUAAAACAUUAAUUUUUGCUUAGAACACCAUCAUUUAGCAAGAUGCAGGAACCUGGUCUCACUCUAGUAAAGCACUUAAGCAUCUGCUUAAAUUUAAGCACAUAUGCCUUCAUUGGGUCAAUUUGCAUGAUUUAAUACCCAAUAAAAAAAAGAAUACUUCUUACCUAAGGGGCCUUUUUUCAACUUCUGUUGAUUAAAAAAUGGCUUUUGCUUUGUCUGGGAAAUGAUUCUUAAUUAUAGCCACCUCAAACAUGGUCUUCUUGACAGAAAGCUGGCCCUGCCAAGGUCAGCCUUCUGUGAGGCCAUGGUAGGUCCCCAUGCGGAAGGGCGUGUGGUGGUUACCUCAGGAUGGGCUCUCUUCAAAACCACAGGCUGUGAACCUGCCUUGAAAGCGUCAUAGGAAAUCAGCAAGAAUGGUAAUGGUCAGAUGAUCUUCAUCCUGUGGGCUUUGCUCAGUGGUAUUUUGGUAGUCUCACCCAAUUCAGAAUCACGACUUAUGUUUGCUUCCUAUAGUAAACUGUUGUAUGUUUCCAGCUGAUGUAGGUGUUACAGCCCUGUCCCCUGACCAACUAGCAGAAAUUGCAAAAAAAAAAUCACAUCUCCCAGUAGAUAAUAUUUAAACAAACCAACAAACAACUUCAGAAUUUACUUGCUGCCUUGCAUAACCCAUACUUAAAAAAAACGCCAUUUUAGCAUACCAUGCUAUUACUAGUGAGUUCUGUUGCAGCUGAAAUUUCUGAAUCAGAAUAAGCAAUCUCUUCUAUUAAAUUCACUUAGAAUUAAUAGCACCUAAUGAUAAUUAUGGAUGUACCACAAAGCAAGCUUGUUCUCUUCUCCCUUGGUAAUCACAGGACUAUUUCCAGGCAGCUUCAAAUAAAAAACAAUAUUUGUAAAUCA
Messenger RNA from Gallus gallus (chicken), 4392 nucleotides. It is a transcript of the gene PLAGL1, whose product is annotated as PLAG1 like zinc finger 1. NCBI's taxonomy places the organism in Eukaryota, Metazoa, Chordata, Aves, Galliformes, Phasianidae. The transcript has 7 exons. Gene Ontology annotation, molecular function: DNA-binding transcription factor activity, RNA polymerase II-specific; histone deacetylase binding; RNA polymerase II cis-regulatory region sequence-specific DNA binding. The record is from RefSeq and is a predicted model, not a curated record. Gene Ontology annotation, cellular component: cytoplasm; nucleus. Bases 758 to 2740 code for a protein of 660 amino acids. Gene Ontology annotation, biological process: regulation of transcription by RNA polymerase II; cell fate commitment.